AUGACCAGCUCCGACUCAAUCCCCGCCAGUCUCUCUUCCAGAAGGCGCCGCAAACACCACACGAGAAGAACGCCCACAGCGCGAGGCCCUGGUGGGUCUUGUCCCGGCGGCUGUCUGCGAACGCUGGCGCCAAAUCGCGUUCUUGAUGCCGCACCUCUGGACCAUCGCGCGCGCGUCAAGAUAUCUGGGCACUCCCUUGAUCUAAACACCAAGUUGACAUCCGGAUGGCUAAGGCGCUCAGGCCGCCUUCCCAUCUGGCUGGAUAUCUAUGAGGAUAGACUACAAUCAACCAUAGCUAUGGAACAUUACCACGAGCAAUACCACCUCCAACACCCUCACUUCCCCACAUACCACCCUUUCCUGCCUCCAAACACUCGUCCUCGCGAUCGGACGUGA
This is a messenger RNA of Cyclocybe aegerita, 396 nucleotides long. The record is from the annotation of a GenBank genome assembly. Lineage: Eukaryota; Fungi; Basidiomycota; Agaricomycetes; Agaricales; Hemipholiotaceae.